Messenger RNA from Manduca sexta (tobacco hornworm), 1229 nucleotides. It is a transcript of the gene DnaJ-15, whose product is annotated as dnaJ homolog subfamily C member 17. The record is from RefSeq and is a predicted model, not a curated record. Gene Ontology annotation, cellular component: spliceosomal complex. NCBI's taxonomy places the organism in Eukaryota, Metazoa, Arthropoda, Insecta, Lepidoptera, Sphingidae. Gene Ontology annotation, biological process: spliceosomal complex disassembly. The coding region runs from base 332 to 1189 and encodes 285 amino acids. Gene Ontology annotation, molecular function: RNA binding. The transcript has 3 exons.
UUUGACAUUAGACAAUUGUCAGUUCGAAUUAGUAAUCAUUAGUGAUCUAAAUCUACGUUUGUAACCAAAGAGAAUUAUAAAUUAUAAUAAAUUUUGUUGAAUUUUGUAAACAAAUAAGUGAAUCAAUUAAUAAGUGAAAUGCUUAAAAUUUAUUCUUAAUAAGGAGACAAAAACAGUAAGAUAUAUAACUAAUAACCAAUAACACUAUUGUUUCUAUAAUUUGCAUCGUUUAUCGAUAUUCGAAGUGAAUUUUAAAGAGAGUGUUUAAUAAAUAAUAAGAAGAAUUUCGAGGAUCUACCUUCCACUGUGCGAACCUGUGUGAACCAAUAAGAUGGCCCAGAAAAAUAUUGAAGAUCUCGACCUCUAUGCCAUUCUGGACCUACAAAUAACUGCUUCCGAAUCAGAGAUUAAGAAAGCUUAUCGUAAGAAAGCAUUACAAUGCCAUCCAGAUAAGAAUCCAGAUGAUCCAAAAGCAGCAGAAACAUUUCAUCAACUUUCUCAAGCAUUGGAAAUACUCACAGAUACAGCAGCUAGGGCAGCAUAUGACAAAGUUCUUAGAGCAAAGGCAGCUGCAAAAUUAAGACAUCAAGAAUUAGACAGUAAAAGGCAAAAGUUAAAGGAGGAUUUAGAACGAAGGGAGAGAGAAGCAGCAGCAGGAAAAGAUGCUCAUUUAACAGAUGCACAAAAACUUGCAGCAGAAAUUGAAAGAUUACGGAAUGAAGGAAGCAGACUUCUACGAGAAGAACAACUCAAAAUGAAAGAAGAAAUAAAAAGAACCAUGGAAGAUAUCAUAACACCUGUUUGGGAUUCCAGUCUGAAUAGAAUUAAAAUCAAAUGGAAUGCCAGUAAAAAUGACCCAACCAAUGGUGGUUAUGAUGAACAAACAUUGAGGAAGUUUCUGAAGAAAUAUGGUGAUGUUGUAGCCUUAAUUAUGUCUCCUAAAAAGAAAGGCAGUGCCUUGGUUGAAUUUUCCACUAAGGAUGCAGCAGAGAUGGCUGUUGAACUUGAAAAAGGUUUAGCAGACAAUCCACUUGAAAUGAAAUGGGUAAAUAAAAAACCAAUAUUGACAACAAAAAUUGGUGGACCAUCAUUAAUAUCAGACAGAGAUUAUGAAUCUUUAGUUUUAACAAAAAUGAGGCAAGCAGCAGAGCGACAGAAACUUAUAGAGGAAAUGAUGAAGGAAGAAUAGUUAAUAAAACUCUGAAAACAAAUAAACCAUUUUAUUGAUA